Molecule: messenger RNA, 1752 nt
Organism: Dracunculus medinensis (Guinea worm)
Lineage: Eukaryota; Metazoa; Nematoda; Chromadorea; Rhabditida; Dracunculidae
Source: the annotation of a GenBank genome assembly
AUGGAACGCAUAAAACGAAUCUCUUAUGCGCUAAUAUUCAUUGGUACUUUAAAUAUUCUAAAUGGAUUUAUAGCAAGUUGUAUUCAAGCAGAAAAAUCUUAUCAUACAAAAUAUUUUGUUAACACGCAUUGGAUCACAUCGAUCAUCGUAUUUGCUGGUAUUUCGGCGACGUUAUGCAAAUCAUUUAAUUCCAUAACAAAUCUUCUAAUAUUUGCGAUUUUAUGCAAUUCUAUAGCAUUUUUAAUCGCUUCCGUCGCUGUUAUUGCUGAUUUUCUAAAUAUCGUUAUUCUAAUACGCGAUUUUGAUUCACUUAAAGCCAAUAAACUUUUCACUAUCAUUCAGGUUUAUGCAAUGAUAAGCUACAGUCUUGUAGACCUGUUACUUUGUAUUCUGGCUGUAAUGUUAAUGGUACCAAUUUUGACAUUAGCAGUUCAAAGGAUUGUUGAAUAUCAGCUGGAAAAAAAUUCAAAGUUUGCUUUAUGUAUCGGUAUCAGUCUUUUUGUUACCAGCAUUUUUAAACUGAUUGUUUGGCUGUUUGAAUUGUUCCUGGUGAGAUCGCUGGGGUCUUCGUUGAGAUUCAGUUUUAUGAACUACACGAUCGACGAGCCUUUCUGGAUUGUCUUUAAUAUCGCAGUAGGUAUCGUCUGUAUGUUAUCAUCGCAAAGGGGAGCUAUCCUAAGGACAAUAACCAUUUGUUUUAGCGCGAUAAGUCUACACCCUACAAUUAUAAUCUUAUGGAUAGAUUAUCGAUGGUUUUCAAGAUUAUUCGCAAUGCUAGUAUCCAUAUUGCUUUUAUCAUUCGAUAUCAUAUCAGCAAAGCUUGGUGCAUUUUAUAAGAUUUUCCAAGGCACGGAACAAAAAACGCCAUUUUUGUUAGCAAUAAUUUCUGCAUUACUUAUUUUAUUGACAAUGACAGAAACCAGUUCUUCAAUUAUUCCUGCCGCAUUGGUAUUUCUUUUGUUUUGUAUACAGUCGACUUCUUUCAAUAUCAUCUCGUAUGCAUAUUUAUCGUGGAACGGAUAUUUCGCAGCAAAUCUUUGCGAAUUAUUCUAUCAAAAUUCGAUUGGUUGUACAAAAUUAGUCACGAAGAUCGGUUCAUUCGCACAUUUUUUUGAAAAUCUUAUGCAUCUAUUGGUAUUAACUGGUUCUAUAAUUCUUGUGCUUCUCCUAUGGCAAUUAAUGCAAAUUAAUAAAACUCGAUCGCAUUGGCUUCGAAAUUCACAAAAACAAUUGGUUCAUAAAUAUGAAAUAAUUAUUAAGACUAUUGGUUUAAUUGGCUUAUUGUGUGGUACCAUUACAUUAUUAUUCACCGUACACGACUUUAUCAACAAUAGAAUAAGACAUCCAUUACUCGUAAUUUUAUCACAUUUAUAUCAUAUUUCGCUCGCUAUAACACUAAUCAUUUUUCCACUUUAUCAGGUUAUCGUUAGCAAAACUUUGUUCAAGAAUAGGCUUUCGUAUUUAUCACUAAUCAUGGUAAAUGCACUUCGAUUUGUCGAAAUUCUUACCCAACUUGAUUAUCGUAACAUUGGUGAAUCAGCAAGCUGGCCAUGGAAAAUACAUACUACGGUAGAGACAAUUAGCCUUGCAGCUUGCUUCGUCACUAUUGUUUUAUGUUUAAGAAUUAUCGAUAUAUUAUCAGGGAAUAUUACUGCUGUCGAUCUGCCACAAUCGUUUACUGAAUUUAGCAAUCCUUUAAGUGCAGUUCGAAAUUCAGACGGUUAUACUCAGAUGUUAUCAGACGAUUUCUGA